Molecule: messenger RNA, 4983 nt
Organism: Serendipita indica DSM 11827
Lineage: Eukaryota; Fungi; Basidiomycota; Agaricomycetes; Sebacinales; Serendipitaceae
Source: the annotation of a GenBank genome assembly
AUGAUUUCGCUCGAUAUUUCGCUCGAUAGAUCGUUGGUCGAGGGCAAACAAACCUUGGCGCCUUGCACUUUUGGCGCGCUCCUAACUUGUGCUCUCCCAUCUCCAGACUACACCAAGGACGUCAGUGUAUCUAAGUUGGGAAUCAUGAAUGGUCCCAUAUCGACUGGUCCUGGACUGCGUUUGCUCGUACUCGAUGGAGGGGACACACGAUCUAUAUCUCAACUCGUUAUUCUUGAUCAAAUUAUGAAACGAGUCUCUUGGAAGGACGAUCCACAGCAUGAAGAGUGCAUCAAACCUUGCGAGUUUUUCGAUCUUGUCAUGGGAGUAGGCACCGGAGCUGUCAUCGCCAUGCUUCUAGUCGUCUGUCGUGCAACGAUACCAGAGGCUAAGCGGCUGUUCUUCGAAUUCUGCAAAGACGUGUUUCAAGACGGGCAAAUGUCUGCGACCGAACGAACGAAGAGGCUCGAGUCGGCAUUAGAAAACAUUCUGUCGCAAAAGGGACUAUCACCGGACACAAUGUUACUCGAGCAAAGUCGGGAUAAAGAUCGUAGUCUCUUGGUCAUUGGUGCCACAAGUGCGGCAAACCUCCAGCUGUGUCGUCGCUUUCGAACAUACCGGUCAUGUGAUGCACAGGACGACGUUUCGAUCCUCGAUGCCAUCCAUGCUUCUUGUGCUCACGCCAACUUUAUCAAUUCAGCCUUUGUGGGCAAGUCUACAUUUUCCGAGGAGUAUACAGGGACAAAGUUCUUCUUUACCAACCCAGCGCGUGAAGCGAUUCAGGAAGCGCGCAGUCAUUUUGGUCCGAUGGCACAGGUGGCUUGUGUUCUCAGUUUGGGAUACACGGGUUACGAGACGUGGUCCGCAAGUACGUCUGGCUCUCGAACGGCGCUGCUCGAUGUGGAUCAAACAGUUGCACGGGAAACAGAACGGAUAGCCACUGAAUUAGAGAGGCAAUUGGGUACGAGGAAUGUUUUCUUUCGGUUCGCUGUGGAGAAGGGAUUAGAGUCGCCUAUUGUGGAAGUCUCACCAAUGUCGAUCGGAGCCAUCAAGUCGACUACUGAGAGCUAUCUGGGUCAGCCGCGCGUGAGCUCUCUAAUAGAUCAAUAUGUCGCCACCUCAAGCCAUCCUGGUGUGCUCACCAUUAGUGCCAUGUGCGCAUUGCAGUCAAAACCAUUGACCGUCAUCCAGGGUUUGCCUCCUCUUUCCAAGUUUCAUGUCGUGAGACAGCGACAGUUGGCUCUCAUCGCAGAAUCUCUGUUCAGUGAAGAGGAUGGACAAGCUAUGGUAGCCGUGACAGGAGCUGGAGGCACCGGAAAAACUCAGCUGGUCGCCCGAUUUGUUCGAGACUAUCGACAUAAAUUCCCCAAUGUAUUAUUCCUGGAUGCAAGUUCGACCCAGACGAUCCGCAGCUCACUCAUUGCAAGAGCUCGCGACCUGGGCCACUUUUGCAAGUCUGUCGAGGAGGUACUCGAUACCCUGACACGUUGGGACGACGCGUCUAAUGGCCCGUGGUUGAUGGUUUUCGAUAAAUUGGACGACAAGGAUAUCGUAAUUCGGAACUUCAUACCAAGCUGCGAGCAUGGAUCAAUCAUAAUUACCAGCAGGCUGAAUGACAUGGGCCAACUAUCGCAUCAUCAUGUGAAGCUGGAUACCAUGGAUCCCAACGAGGCCGCUUCGACGCUACUGAAGGCUGCUUUGGGUCCUUCAACCGUUCCGACUCCCGCUGAGUUCGAUUUGGGCCUAGAGAUUGCAGAGCAGCUGGGAUAUCUCCCAGUAGUUCUUGUGCAAGCAGGUUGCUAUAUCCAUUCGACGCGCCGUCUCCACCAGUUCCUCGAUAUGUUGCAAAUGAGUCGCCACAAGGUACUUACGCAAUCCAUUAAAGCAAGAGACGCAUAUGAACACAACGUAUAUGCGAUGAUUGAUGUGACGUUGGAUUCAUUGUCGAAACGGGCUCAAAAUUUCUAUUAUCUACUCUCAUUUGCACAUCAUCGAGACCUCCCACGCCCUUUGAUCAAGCUGGCUGCUCAAUAUCACUUUCUUCUCGAAUCCCUGACCCUCUUGGAGCGACGCCCCGACUUUUCGGAAACGACGGAACUCUUAUACGACACCUUAUCCCCCUCAAGAGAAUGGCAGGAUCAUGAAUUCGACGACCUCGUUGUCGAGCUCCAACGAGCUUCGUUGAUGACCGUCGAAGAAUGUAAUGGUGUCGUCACACUCAACUGUAAUUCGCUGCUGUUGGCGUGUUCGCAGGAGAGGUUAUCGCAAAGCGAGAAGCUCAUGUACGCGCGUGCUAUGAGCCGCAUCAUUGCAUCUGGUACGACGACGGCUGGAGUCGCGCUGCACGAGUACUUGGUGCCCCAUAUUCGUGCACUCAAGGGAUACUGGAAUCAGCUCGAAGUCAACGAUCGCGCAGGCUUCGCGGAUCAUCUCGCGUGGCCAGGCAUUGCCGACGAGUGCGUUCAGAUAUGGGAAAGCAUCCGGGAUGAAGUCGAGGCCGCAUCAGGCCCCACGAGCGAAGCGUUGAUGGUUGUAUUGAGGCGGUUAUCCAACGCAUAUGUUUUGCAGGGUGAUAACAAGCGCCACGAGCAUACAGAGGAAUCUAUACGUCGCCUCCAAAGUGUCCUCGAAGAAAGAACAAUCUCUACCCACGAGCCAGAUCCUUUGACUCCAGUCUCGGCCAAUGACCACAUGUCAGAUGCACCCACUGGUAUGGCCGUGGCAUUAUCUUCUUUAGAGUCCCAAGUUCAGUAUUUCAAAAUUCAGGGGUCGUGGAAGGAGGUUAUACGCGUCGGGAGGCAAAUUCUCAACAUACGUGAUGGCUACUUCAAUUCUGACCGCCAUGCCACCCUACAUACACUGCGACUCCUCGCAGUAGCGCAUGAAAAGCUGAAUCAUUAUGCGGACGCUAAGGCCCUUUGGACGAGGAUUCUCGAAUCUCAAGGUGAUUCAAUACCGAAGGAAGAACACAGUACAACGCUUCAACACCUCAUUUCCUGCUGUGAAAUACUCAAGAGUUAUACCGACUUGGAGGCUGCGUUGGAAGAGUUGAUCGAUUUGCAGCUGGGCGACGAGAGUACAUCGCGAGAGGCCAUUGAGGAGACGACGUUGCGACUGCGGAUGACAUACGAGAAAACCCAACGUCACUUCAAGAUCGAUCAUCUUCUAAAGCGCAUUUUAGACACUAAUCGCGAGCGACAAUGUCCCCAGGAUGUUAUUUGUGCGGAUAUUGACCGCCUAGCUACUUAUUACGGUGAUUAUGGAGAGUCUUCAAAGGAGGAGGAAUAUCUCAACUUGCUGAUUCAAGAACAAAAGGCGCUAUAUGGUGUGCGCCAUGUAUCUACUGUACGCACAAUGCGCCGUCUUUUGUCCUUGCUUGUUCAUCUGGGCCGAGAGGAGGAAGCAGCGCAACUGCGAAAGCUGAUAGAGAGUAUUACGCUAUCGCAAAAUGCACUAGAUAGGACUGAGCAUCUCAAACGUGGCAUCGAGGACAACAUCCAUGGGUCCCAUAUUCCUGAAGCACUCGCAGGUCUCACUGCCCUCUUGAUUUCAACAGAGCCUGCGGGUUCCGAGCACAUAGACGUUUUAGAGUGGGCCGCAAAUACCUAUGAGACAAUCGGGUAUCACAGAAACGCAGAGACACUAUGGCGAGAUGUUCUCCAAGUUCUCCGUCGCGACAGCAUCGCAAACGAACCGAGUAUUCGAGUUAUUCUUAACCGAAUAGCUCAUGCUUGCGAAAUGCAAGCGAAAUAUACAGAAUCUAUCGUCGAGCUCCUUCAGUUGUUGGACAUGGAGCCUGUGGACGAUUACGAAGGACGCGUCUCUAUCAUGGAGCGUAUUGCUACUGAUUACGAGUCUUGUUCUGAUUGGACAUCUGCCGAGCAAAUGCGAGAAAAUAUCGUGGACGUGACAAGAAAAAAGGUUGGAAUUACGCACGACAACUAUUGGUCAACCCUGUGCAAGUUGCUGACGCUGCGUUUGUCUCAAGGGAAGCCGAAGGAGGCAUGGAAUCCCCUUGUUACAUACCUAUCUAGGCUGCUACUACGCGACAUCCAUAACCGAGAGGCAUACCUUCUACUCGUCGACAUCUGUCGAGGCCUGGGUGAGGAAGAAACAACAACUAUGUGGGCCAAGUCAAUUCAAAAGGAAUACAGCUACCUGCAAGUGUCCCUAGUCACUGGGAUAUGCUCCCACGUGCAGCGACUUGGCUCUUCUGCGGUUAAGCCGGUUGUAGUCCCUCUUAUUAUGGGCUACUGCGGUCUGCUAGAAGAAUCGAUUACGACAGUAGUCUCGCCGAAAAUUGAUGAUAGUGCGGUGAGGGCGCUAGUACUUGGGGUAGAAGUCCUCGACCGAGCCUAUGAAGCGUACGGUCAAGACGCGCCAAUUGUGCGUGUCUGGCGCCUAAUACUGGCAGCCAAGUCUGCAAAGCAAAAGCUGGAAAUUGCAACGUCCUGUGAUGUGGCUUCUCGCUAUGCUAGCACCGAGAUUGUUUUGCAAAAUCUCAUCGACCACACUCCUGAAGCCGACACUGUAAUCGCACCGAGAGACUUGCUUUCUAGACUCUCUUCGAUACAAUCUAGACGUUCUCUGCGCGAUGACGAUGUCCGAGCAUGGUCCAGCUUUGAAAAGGCGAGCGACGAAGGAGAUGUGGAGGCGCAGCGUACCUAUCUCCGCGAUCCGGUAUUCAAGAGUCGGGUCGAACGCCUUAUUAAGAGCCAUCAAUCUCAUAACAACACGGAUGCCGCACUUCAGAAACUCCACACCCUCUCAUCCGUCCAACGAUCCGUCCUGGGCAUUGCCAGCGCAGAGACCCUCUUCACCAUUGACCAGACGCUCCAAAUAUGCAAAGAAGAGCGGCGCUUCCAAGAGGCCGAGCAACUCCUUCGCCAGUGCAAAGAAGUUGCUACGAGGGAGGAUGGAGGUGCCUUCUUUGCGAUUGCCGUUCGGGAGGCCAAAGUCCGCCAAUGGGCGGCAGAGGCUUCAUAA